This is a messenger RNA of Schistosoma curassoni, 1086 nucleotides long. NCBI's taxonomy places the organism in Eukaryota, Metazoa, Platyhelminthes, Trematoda, Strigeidida, Schistosomatidae. The record is from the annotation of a GenBank genome assembly.
AUGUAUCGUGAUUUCCUUAAUCAGGUCCUGGGCGAAUCUCAACAGCUCUGUAUUUUUUAUUUACUUGGAUAUUCGGAAUUCCCUGCAAAAGUCCCAAUUAAUUUCACUUGGGAUCAUUUGAUAGAACUGAUUAUGGAAGCACGUGAAAAUCAAAAGGCCUCUGAAAAGGAUUUAGCAGUUGAAAAUCCACCAACAGGAUUUUCAUUUUUCCCCGAGCACAUAUUCGGUGAGAAUGGCUACUUAAACUUGUUGCAAUAUAUACUUUCCAAUGGCGUUGAACGGAGAGAUCGUACCGACACAGGGACGUUUGGAGUUUUCGGUCCACAGCUACGAUUUUCUCUUAGAAAUCAAGAAUAUCCUCUACUGACUACAAAAACAGUGUUUUUUCGCGGAAUCGUAGAAGAACUAUUAUGGUUUGUUCGUGGAUCUACAAAUUCUCGUGAACUGGCGGAAAAGAAUGUACAUUUCUGGGAUGCAAAUGGAUCUCGUGAAUUUUUAGAUGGACUAGGAUUUACUGAGCGUGAAGAAGGUGAUCUCGGUCCAGUUUAUGGUUUCCAGUGGCGUCACAGUGGAGCAGAAUACGUAGACUGUCAAACCGACUAUACUGGUCAAGGUGUUGAUCAACUUGCUGAUGUAAUAAAACUUAUACGUGAGCGCCCUUGGGAUAGAAGGAUUAUGAUUGUGGCUUGGAAUGUUAAAGAUCUACGUAAAAUGGUUCUUCCUCCCUGUCAUUGUCUUGUUCAGUUUUAUGUUGCAAAUGAUGAGUUAAGUUGUCAAUUAUAUCAACGUUCGGGGGAUAUGGGUCUUGGUGUACCGUUCAAUAUUGCAAGUUAUGCUUUAUUAACAUAUAUGAUUGCUCAUAUUACUGGUUUAAAACCUGGUGAGUUCGUUCACACAAUUGGCGAUGCGCAUAUUUAUUCAAACCAUCGUGAGGCGUUACUUGAGCAGGUUAAACGUGUACCGCGGCCAUUCCCCAAAUUGGAGAUCGUUCGAGAGGUCAAGAAUAUUGAUGAUUUUAAGUUUGAAGAUUUUAAACUGAUUGAUUAUAAACCUUAUCCAAAAAUAACUAUGAAAAUGGCACUUUAA